This is a messenger RNA of Stylonychia lemnae, 339 nucleotides long. The record is from the annotation of a GenBank genome assembly. NCBI's taxonomy places the organism in Eukaryota, Ciliophora, Spirotrichea, Sporadotrichida, Oxytrichidae.
AUGAUAUUCCUUAAAGAAAAUUAAGAUAUUUCAAUACUAGACCCUAAAAAUAAGUAAAAAUUGAAACAAGAUUUGAAGAUUAAAUAAAAGCAAUUGCAAACAUAGAAUUAAAUUGCAGAAGAUUUAACGAAGGACUUAAGGAAAGUCACUGUUGAUUUAGUGAUUGAAGACUUCAAUGAAUCAGAUUAUGAUUUCACUGAUAAUGAGGAGCAGAAAAAUGAUUAGAAUCAACCUGAGAAUGGUAAUUGUGUUGAUUUGAAUCAAAAAUUAAUGAAAAAUAGUGAUGCUCUUGAAUGCUUCAAUAGCAAACUUAUAUUUAACGAUUUAAUAAAUGCUUGA